AGAUUGGCCGAAAGUUAUAUGAACAAUCCUAUUCAAGUGUGUGUUGGUUCGCUUGAUUUAACUGCCACUCAUACUGUGAGUCAAAAUGUAGAACUCUUGGAGGAUGCGGACAAAUUUAAUACGGUCCUUGCAUUUUUAAAAAACCUUAAAUCAACCGAUAAGGUUAUUAUCUUCUGUUCUAAGCGAGCUCGUGCUGACGAUUUGUCCAGUGAUUUAUCUCUAAAAGGCCUGUCAACACAAUGUAUACAUGGUUCUCGUGAUCAGACCGAUCGAGAACAAGCACUGGCUGAUAUAGCGUCAGGUGAUAUACAGGUUUUGAUAGCGACAGAUGUUGCUUCAAGAGGUUUAGAUAUUGAGGAUAUUACUCAUGUUAUUAAUUUUGAUUUUCCGCGUAAUAUUGAGGAGUAUGUUCAUCGUGUUGGUAGAACUGGACGCGCUGGGCGAACUGGCACUGCCAUAAGUUAUAUAACACGCUCGGAUUGGGGUGUUGCAAAGGAUCUCAUUCGUAUUUUAGAAGAAGCUGGUCAAGCAGCUCCAGAAGAACUAUACAGAAUGUCCAAUCGUUUUGAGAAGAUGAAAGAAAGACGUGGUACAGAUUUUAAAAGGGGUGGUGGUUUUAAUCGCCGUUACUAAAUGAUAUUUUUUUAAUAUAUGGUAGGGGUAUUAUUCGAUAAACAAGAUCGUGAAUAACCCUGUUUGAUUCGAACCGAUCAGUGUUUUACUUAAAAAAGUGUUGAUCGUUAAAAUUGAAAAUUAAUUAACAAACUAUUUCUAAUGUUAUUAGUAUAGUAAUGUACAAUAAGAAAAAUCUAAAAUAAAAUUAAUUAAAAAUGUG
This is a messenger RNA of Teleopsis dalmanni, 835 nucleotides long. RefSeq names its product probable ATP-dependent RNA helicase DDX43. The transcript is spliced from 4 exons. Lineage: Eukaryota; Metazoa; Arthropoda; Insecta; Diptera; Diopsidae. The record is from RefSeq and is a predicted model, not a curated record. The coding region runs from base 19 to 633 and encodes 204 amino acids. Gene Ontology annotation, molecular function: RNA helicase activity; RNA binding.